Sphaeramia orbicularis (orbiculate cardinalfish) is the source of this 2956-nucleotide messenger RNA. It is a transcript of the gene p4ha1b, whose product is annotated as prolyl 4-hydroxylase, alpha polypeptide I b. Gene Ontology annotation, biological process: peptidyl-proline hydroxylation to 4-hydroxy-L-proline. Gene Ontology annotation, molecular function: protein binding; L-ascorbic acid binding; procollagen-proline 4-dioxygenase activity. Gene Ontology annotation, cellular component: endoplasmic reticulum. NCBI's taxonomy places the organism in Eukaryota, Metazoa, Chordata, Actinopteri, Kurtiformes, Apogonidae. The record is from RefSeq and is a predicted model, not a curated record. The transcript has 15 exons. The coding region runs from base 242 to 1897 and encodes 551 amino acids.
GGAUCUGACAAACGACUGCCCCUAAAUCUAGGAGCACCAGAUUUGUAUGUGAGAAUCUGCACGUAGCAUUCAGACCCAGACUUUAACAAAUCCAGCCCUGAGCAUCAGAUGGCCAACAGUACCCUUAAACAUCACAGAUAGGACGAAGCUCCAGCCUCAUCUGUAUCUGAACACCGUUAGCUGACAGGAGUCCACAAAGGAGCCGAGGAGCAACCGCUGGAGGAUACUUAUCUGCACCCAGAUGCUCUCUUUUAGGAUGGAGCUACCAUGCUGGUGUCUCCUGUUGCUGAGCUGUGUGCAGUCACUCUCAGCUCACAAUGACUUCUUCACCUCCAUAGGCCAGAUGACAGAUUUGUUAUACACAGAAAAGGACCUUGUUACCUCUCUAAAGGACUAUAUCAGAGCAGAAGAGAACAAGCUAGAGCGGGUCAAAAGGUGGGCUGAUAAGAUGGAUUCACUGACAGCCACAGCUACACAGGACCCUGAAGGCUUCCUGGGACACCCUGUGAAUGCCUUUAAGCUGAUGAAAAGGCUAAAUACAGAGUGGGGCGACCUGGAGAGCCUUGUGCUCAGUGACACCACUGAUGGUUUUAUUUCCAACCUGACCAUCCAGCGACAGCACUUCCCUACAGAAGAGGACCAGACUGGGGCUGCCAAAGCCCUUCUUCGGCUACAAGACACUUACAGACUGGACGCCAACACCAUCUCCACAGGAGACUUACCUGGAGUGACACAUAAGAGUCACAUGACAGUAGAGGACUGCUUUGAGUUGGGGAAGAUUGCCUACUCUGAUGUAGACUACUACCACACAGAGCUGUGGAUGGCCCAGGCCCUGAAGCAGCUCGAUGAAGGAGAGGAGUCCCCUUUGGACAAGGUGUUGGUACUGGACUACCUCAGUUAUGCCAUCUACCAGCAGGGGGAGAUAGAGCGAGCCCUGGAGUACACCAGAAAACUUCUUUCACUGGACCCAGAACACCAGCGUGCCAAAGGCAACCUAAAGUACUUUGAGUUUCAGUUGGAGAAGCAGAGGAAAGUUGAGGAAGAAAAAGCUCAAAAGCAGAAGGAGCGAGGCAAAAGAGAAACAACUGAAACAAAAAAGGAGAAGAAGAAGUCUAAAGCACAGACUGCCUUUCAGCUGAUUCCAGAGAGGAAGAAGUAUGAGAUGCUUUGUCGUGGAGAGGGCAUUAAAAUGACCCCCCGCAGGCAGAGCAGACUGUUCUGUCGUUACUAUGACAACAAUCGAAACCCCAAAUAUUUGCUGGCACCUGUCAAACAGCAAGAUGAGUGGGACCGCCCCUACAUUGUUCGCUACCUUGACAUCAUCUCUGACAAAGAAAUUGAAAGAGUGAAACAACUGGCAAAGCCAAGAUUAAGGCGAGCCACGGUGCAUGACCCUCAAACUGGGAAGCUUACCACAGCCCAGUACAGAGUCUCCAAGAGUGCUUGGCUCACAGGCUAUGACGAUCCAAUGAUUGACAUGAUCAACCAGAGAAUCGAGGACCUCACAGGGCUGGAAAUGGACACUGCAGAAGAGCUGCAGGUUGCAAAUUAUGGAGUUGGUGGUCAAUACGAGCCUCACUUUGACUUUGGAAGGAAAGAUGAGCCAGAUGCUUUCAAGGAGCUGGGUACUGGAAACCGCAUAGCAACAUGGCUCUUCUAUAUGAGUGAUGUUGCAGCAGGUGGAGCCACUGUAUUCCCAGAUGUUGGUGCAGCAGUUUGGCCUAAAAAGGGUACUGCAGUGUUUUGGUACAACCUGUUUGCCAGCGGGGAAGGAGACUACAGCACUCGACAUGCAGCCUGCCCGGUGCUGGUGGGCAACAAGUGGGUAUCAAACAAAUGGAUCCAUGAAAGAGGUCAGGAGUGGCGGCGACCCUGUGGCCUGAGUGAAAGUGAAUGAUUGAUAUGGAAAGUUCCCUAAUUUUCCCCGAUUUCCCCUCUGUUGCUACCUUGUGAACCACCCAGGACCAAAAGAGCCCCACUGCAGAUCACAGACCAUCCACACGGGGUCCAAAUCGCUCCUCCCUUUUCUUCAAACACUCCUCUGUUUUACACUGUUGGGGUCAAAGCUCAGAGAUUGUUUGGGUUAACGCUGAGCUCCUGGACAGUAUUAGCAUUUCUGUGACAAAUAAUGUUGGAGUUGUUGGAUGGUUUUGAGAAACACUCCCCAUUGCUCAUCUCACAUGUGUCUUUCUUUGCACUCUGUAUAAACUCUAAACUCUGUGGUGAGGUUAUCCUGCAGCUGUGAAUGCAGGGACCAGUCUGAAUAUUCAAGAGGCAGUUUAAUUUCUUUUUCAGUGUACUGCUUUCACUCCACUGUUAGAAGAAACUCACAAAGGCUGUAAACUGAUUUUGUGUGAAAUUACCUGCAAGUUACUGUGUACUGAUGGAAACAUUCCUACAUUUUAAGAAAUAACUGACAUGCAAUAAAUUUAUUAAAAACUGUCAUUUAGUCAACUUUACAAACUAACUCAACAUUAAACAGGGACUAAAAUGGUCUUGAGAGCUGGGAAAGUUGUUGACAGUCAAGGUUAUGUUGUGGGGAAAACUCACUUUAUACCUGGUAACAUUUCAUCUUAGCUAAGGCUAAGUCUUCAUCCAUGCAAUACUUAUCAUGUGCACAUAUCACACAUAUCUUUGGUCAGCCUCAAAGCCACCGGGCUUUUGUAACUUCACUGACUGGACACAGACACAUUUACACUCACAUGUUAGACCCAGUGAUAGUCUGCUUCUUAGUUUUAAGCAAAUCAACAGCAGUUCAACACAGGAACAAUGCAAGAGUAAAAGAUGGCAACAAAAAUGGACUGGAUAUAUAUUUUAGAUGUUUGAAUAUAUGGGUUUCCAAGGAAGAAUGAUUUUAUUUAUAUGUCCCAUUCACUUGUUUUGUUGUAUUUUGUCAUUUUUGAGAGUCUGGAGUGGAGUUUUUUCUACAUUAAAGUCUUUUUCAAAGUAAAAGUGA